GGCGCCUAGCAGCCGGCUUAGAACUGGUGCGGACCAGGGGAAUCCGACUGUUUAAUUAAAACAAAGCAUCGCGAAGGCCCGCGGCGGGUGUUGACGCGAUGUGAUUUCUGCCCAGUGCUCUGAAUGUCAAAGUGAAGAAAUUCAAUGAAGCGCGGGUAAACGGCGGGAGUAACUAUGACUCUCUUAAGACGGGACAAUAGUUACUACCUGGGCUCAGCUGCAGAGGUCACACCUCCUCGUGGUCCCGCUGGAUGCCUGUAAAGGUAACCAAGUUGGCCUCUGCCCCAGGGAAAAGUUUUGGAGUUAAAGGUUGCUCCGCCCUAUCGAGUAAACUCACCACUUACUCGGUAGUAGUUACAAGAGGUGAAACAAAAAUAUUUGUGGCUUGAAUUCGUUUAAGCUAUAUCCCUUGCCCACGGGAAGACAUAGUUGGGCGGGCAGCUGACCACCGAGAGGGGGUGGUUACGUUGAAAGUCAUCCCUCAAAAUGAUAUGGACAAUGGGUCGUCAGACUCGAAUGCACUUUAUGUCUGUGGCUACUCAAACAUACUAUGGCGAUUGGCGUAAGGUUAAGGUGAAUGUUAUCGAAAGCGAUCAUAAUCCGCCAAUAGAUGUUGAAUGGGAAAUAAGUGGAUUGGAGUUUGUAAACUCUGGGUUGAAAGAGGAAGGUUACCAACCAUUUAUUGGUGUGAGCGAUCUUGCCGCCUUUCCCGAUGUGUAUGAGGCCCUCAAGACUCCCGACCUCGUGGGCAACGUCAACAGCCCUGUUUUGACGGUAGUAGAGGAAAGAGAAGAGGAGAGGGAAGAUGAGAGGCAGUCAUCACACGGAGAAGUGGCUGAACUUAAUCCGGCGCCGAGUACAUCUAUGUCGGGCUCGUGCACAGAACUUUCCGCUGAUGGUAUUCCAGUGGUGAAAGUCCCUGACAAACAGCCAACUUGUCCGAGUUGCGGAGCCUUGUUUGUAAAAGUGUCGGGACUCAUUGAACAUCUAAAGAGAGCGCAUGGGAAAGAUAAGAUCUGGUUCGAGUGUGUUAAGUGCGGUAGACAGAAUGUUAAAUAUCACAGCAUUGUCUGCCAUUACCCCAAAUGCCCAGGGCGAAUUGAAGUGGUCGAAUCCGAUGAUUUCGUAUGUGGGGAAUGUAAGAGAAGUUUCAGUUCCAAGAUCGGGCUGAGUCAACACAAGCGGUUGGCCCAUCCAGCACUAAGGAAUGAAGAGCGGAUCGAAAAUUCUCUCCCUAAAGAGAGUACCCGGAGGGGGGUACACCGCUCAUGCUGGACCGAUGAGGAGGUUGAACUGUUGUUGAAGUGGGAAAGACAGUUUGAGGGCGAAAAGAACAUCAAUAAAUUAAUCGCGGAGAAAAUUCCAUCUAAAUCCGCCAAACAGAUAAGUGAUAAGAGACGGUGCCUGAGUAAACAGAAAGAAAAAUUAAAGGGAAAAGAUCUGGAGGAAGUGAGUCACGAUAUAGAAGGUGAACAUCCCGCCAAGAGUGAAGGUGGUUUAAAUCUGGGAUUGAGAGAUAUUUAUAAGCGAAUUCUUACUGAAUGGGUGUCAGCUGGGAAAAUUACCACCUUUAAUCAGACAUAUAGUGACUUACUCGAAGGGAGAGAACAUCAUAUGUCAUCAAUUACCGAGGCAACAAUGACCUACCUGGCAAGCCUUGGAAAAGUGUCCGGGGAGUUAGAAGCCUCUAUGAGAGAGGGAACUCGAAAGGCCACCAAGCAGCUGUCUUCUCGGAAGCAUUCGAAGGGAUGGAUGAAGAGAAGAGCUGCGAAAAAGGGGAAAUUCUACCGUUUCCAGAGGUUGUUCUAUCGUGACAGAGUGAAGCUGGCGGAGAUCAUCCUGGACGGGAGAGAAUCCCUGAAGUGUGAGAUCCCACUUGACGAAGUACACGAUGUGUUCAAGUCCAGAUGGGAGUCUCAGGGAACACACCGUGGCCUGGGGGUUUUCAAAUCUCAGGGAAUGGCGGAUAACUCCGUAUUCUUAACCAUGAUUACGGAGAGGGAAAUCUCGAAAAACAUCAAAGAGAUGAAAAAGAAUGCGGCACCGGGUCCUGAUGGGCUGAGGAGGAGGGAUAUUGAGAGUUGUGAUCCUCAGUUCAAGGAUUUGAUGGAAAUUUACAACCUAUGGCUGGUGUCGGGGAAAGUUCCGGACGUGGUUAAGGAGUGCCGGACGAUAUUAAUACCUAAAUCUACUAAUGCCGAACGCCUUAAUGAUAUUAACAACUGGAGACCGAUUACUAUCGGAUCUACCAUCUUAAGGCUCUUUACUAAAAUCUUAACGGCCAGAUUGACCAAGGCUUGUCCCCUGAACCCGAGGCAAAGAGGUUUUAUUAGAUCUGCCGGGUGCGCUGAAAAUUUGAAAUUGUUACAACUGAUUAUUAAGAACGCAAAAAGGGAACAUCACGCGCUGGGGGUGGUGUUCAUUGACCUUGAAAAAGCCUUCGACUCAGUGAGCCAUGAACAUCUGAUCGAGGCUCUUGAAAAUAGGGGUGUGGAAGAGCAUAUUAUCACCCUAAUUAAAGAUCUAUAUCGUAAUGUAACCACUAGUGUCGAGAUUAAAAGUGGGAAAUCCGAAAGUAUAAAGAUUAAUAUUGGCGUAAAACAAGGUGAUCCGAUGUCACCUCUCUUAUUUAACUUGUCCAUUGACCCUCUUCUGUGUAGACUGGAAGAGAAAGGGCAUGGGUUCAAGCAUGGCUCCAGAUGUAUAACAUCAUUAGCCUUUGCCGAUGACCUGGUCUUGCUCAGUGAAUCCUGGGAGGGUAUGGUUGAAAACAUCAAAAUUCUGGAAGCCUUCUGUUCCUUAACAGGCCUUAAGACUCAGGGAAUAAAGUGCCAGGGCUUUUACAUCAGCCCCACGAAGGACUCAUAUACCAUCAAUAAUUGUCCUGUUUGGGAAAUUAAUGGCACGCCCCUGAGGAUGAUCGAUCCUGAAAAAUCUGGGAAAUAUCUGGGCCUGGAGAUAAAUCCUUGGGUCGGAAUAUCUAAGCCCGAAUUAGAGAAGGAUUUAUCCGAAUGGUUAGACCGGAUCGGGAAGGCUUCCCUUAAACCGCUGCAGAAGGUUGAUAUCUUGAAGGGUUAUGCGAUUCCCAGAAUGAUUUACAAAGCAGACCAGGCGGAGGUGAAGGCUUCCUGUCUGGAGGCCCUUGACUUAAUGAUAAGAUCCAAUGUCAAGGAGUGGUUGCAUCUUCCUCCGUGUACCUGUGACGCCAUCCUUUAUUCGAGAUCUAGGGAUGGUGGUCUGGGCAUUAACAGAUUGUCGGCUAUUAUUCCCAGUAUUCAAGCACGAAGAUUGCACCGUCUCGCGCAAUCUUCGGAUGAGGCAAUAAGAGAGUUUGUAAAGAAGUGCUCGGGGAAGAUUGAGUCGGUCGAAAUGGACAACUUUGUAUGUGAGGAAUGCAAGCGAGGAGUCGGAUCCAAAAUUGGACUAAGUCAACAUAAACGUCUGGCCCAUCCAGCUAUAAGGAAUGAGGAGCGGAUUAAAGAAUCUCUCCCGAAAGAAAGUACACCGAAAGGGUAACAUCAACAGUGCUGGACCAGUGAGGAAGUCGAAUUGUUACUGAAGUUGGAAAGCCAGUAUGCGGGAAAAAGGAACAUCAAUAAGCUAAUAGCAGAGAAAAUUCUAACAAAAACUGCAAAACAGAUAAGUGAUAAGAGAAGGAAUUUAAUUAAACAAAGAGAAAAACAG
Messenger RNA from Cuculus canorus (common cuckoo), 3684 nucleotides. RefSeq names its product enolase superfamily member 1 (gene ENOSF1). The record is from RefSeq and is a predicted model, not a curated record. The coding region runs from base 487 to 3516 and encodes 1009 amino acids. Lineage: Eukaryota; Metazoa; Chordata; Aves; Cuculiformes; Cuculidae. The transcript has 2 exons.